AUGGGUUUUCAUCAAGCUCAAUUGUUUUGCUUAAGUUUCCCUAGAGAGGCUGUUUUGUUGACUGUGAUCAAAUCCUUUGUUGCUUCCUUCAGGGCACUGAAGACUCGAGGAAACACACCAAAGUAUGGUCUGAUUUUCCACUCAAGUUAUAUUGGCCGAGCAUCUACUCGGAACAAGGGACGAAUAGCUCGCUACCUUGCAAACAAGUGUUCCAUUGCAUCUCGUAUUGACUGUUUUGCAGAAAGGAAUACUACAGUUUUCGGUGAGAAGCUCCGUGAGCAAGUUGAGGAGCGACUUGACUUCUAUGACAAGGGAGUUGCACCACGUAAAAACAUUGAUGUCAUGAAAGCUGCAAUUGAAAGUACACAAAACAAAGAUGUAGAUAUGGAGGAAGCUGAGCCUACUGAAACUCCAGUUAAGAAAAGCAAGAAGAAAUCAAAAUCUGAACCAGUCGAAGAUGGUGUUGCAAAUGGAGAAGCCACUGAAGAUACGAAAUCGGAAAAGAAGAAAAAGAAGGAAAAGCGAAAAUUGGAGGAAGAAGAUGAGAAACCGAACAGUGAGGAAAAAACGAAGAAAAAGAAGAACAAAGAUGGAGAUGAGAUGAAAAAGAAGAAGAAAUCAGAGAAUUGAAAUGGUAAAAAUUUUGAUGUAUGGGUAGUAGAAAUUUAGUUACUGUUUUAUUACUUACUGGGUUUCUAAGAAAAGAACCUCUCUUAAGUUAAAAAUUUAAGCUGUAAUAUGAAUUUUGAACCUGGUUGAAAUUCUAUCUAGUGUUUGAUGUUUUUAACCCAUUAAUUUGGCAUUUUAAUGGGUUUUGAGAAA
Molecule: messenger RNA, 822 nt
Organism: Carica papaya (papaya)
Lineage: Eukaryota; Viridiplantae; Streptophyta; Magnoliopsida; Brassicales; Caricaceae
Source: RefSeq, a predicted model, not a curated record